UUUUUUAUUUUUUUUAAUAUAUAUGGUAUUAGCUCUUCGUCGACCCCAGAAACUGUAAAAAAUGCGAAAGUGGCAUUAAUUGAGGGGUUAGGGUUUGAAUUGCUGAAUCUGCCUGCCAGAAAUCGCAAACCCACAAAAUGCGGCGGAAUUGGAAUUGUUGCCACAUAUCAUUAGCAUUUGUUCUGAAAUUCUUGAAUUUCCUUCAAGCAUUCAUAGGGGUCUCCAUCAUACUCUACUCCGUAUGGAUGCUGGAUCAGUGGGAAAACCACAUACCCAUUUCCCCACCACCUUCCGCUCCUUCCCCUGAUUCUUCCUCUCUGUCCCUCUUUUUCCACUCUGAAUCCGCUGCUGUUUCCGAUCAGAUCACCGUCGAUUUGGUUUCUGGAUUCGAUGGCACUCUCGGCCUUACCCUCCUUUCCUUCAAGCUUCCGGCUCCUUGGUUCAUCUACUCUUUCAUGGGGGUGGGCAUUUUGUUGUGUUGCGUUACUUUCAUAGGUUGCAUUGCAGCUGAAGCAAUUAAUGGUUGCUGUCUCUGUUUCUAUACUCUGCUGAUGACUGUAAUCAUUAUAUUAGAAGCAGCUUUGGUGGCAUUCAUUGCAAUUGAUCAUCGUUGGGAAAAGGAUCUUCCCUUUGACCCAACUGGUGAACUUCAGAGUCUUCGAUCCUUCAUUGAAGCCAACGUUGACAUUUGUAAGUGGGUUGGUAUCACCGUCCUUGUAAUACAGGCAUUAUCACUUCUGUUAGCAAUUGUUCUGAGGGGCAUGGUUUCUACUAGGAGAGUUGACUACAAUGGUGAAGAUGAUUACGAUGGUAGGGCUGCAACUAGGGAGCCAUUGCUUAACCCACAAUCAAGCCAAGCAUCUGGAUCAACCAAGGUUGAUGGCAGGGGGACUCACUCUGACGUUUGGAGCACACGGAUAAGAGAUAAGGUAUUUUGUUCAGAAGAGUUGUCGGAGGCUAAUAAAUAUGGAUUAAACUCCGCUGAAAGAUACGGUUCUCUGGAUCAGAAUGCCUCAAAAAGUAUGAAAUCCAACCAGUGAAGGCAAUCACAGUGUAUGUGUCGUCGUUCUUUAAUCUCUAGUUUCAGAUUGUUAUUUGUUCAGCUCCUGCAGUUAUGGAGUCGUAUGUGCAUAGAGAGUGUUUUGACUAAGUUGUCAAUGUAAACAAAUGAGAUGGUCCUGUAAGAUGUGUCAUUAAUUGUUAAAGGAGAAAGCUUGUGACCAAUAAUACAUUGUACUAAUUAUGAUUCAAAGGAAUUCAUGAGUGAUUCGUCUUUA
Ziziphus jujuba (common jujube) is the source of this 1277-nucleotide messenger RNA. Its product is annotated as tetraspanin-18. Lineage: Eukaryota; Viridiplantae; Streptophyta; Magnoliopsida; Rosales; Rhamnaceae. The record is from RefSeq and is a predicted model, not a curated record. Bases 138 to 1040 code for a protein of 300 amino acids. The transcript has 6 exons.